AAUCGCUUCACCUUCACCUUCACCUUCACCUUCACCUUCACCUUCGCUUUCGUUCUCUCCGCAACAACCUUUAUGGCCAAGCGCUUCAAGCUCAGACUCUCCCGCGUCCUCCAAAUCUGUCGCUCCGAACACCCCCCGGCUUACCCGCAGCACCCGUCGAGGGCGGCGGCUCACUGGCUGUUCCCCGCCAACCCCAAGCCCCUCGACGUCAGCUUCACCAGCUUGCCCGCCCCGCCUCCGUCGACCCCCGACGACUCCUUCAUCGCCCGCCACGUCGCCUCAGUCCGCUGCACGUCCUGCGCCGGCGCCGACUCUCCGUCCGAGUACACGUGGGAGAAGGACGGACGUUGGCACGUGGUCUCGAGACGGAGCCGGAGCCAGAGCCAGAGCCAUCCCAGGCCUCGUCGGAAGAUAUGCGGAGGUUCGAGAUUCGACGAGGGCGACGUGGAGACGACGUCGCCGGUCCUGGUGAGGCAGGGCGACCGUAGGAUGAAGCAGAAGAAGAGCCAGGGCCAGGCUAAAGGCAGAACGACGGCGUCGGUCGUCGGGAGGAGCGUCACAUCCAGCGACAGCGGGUUGUUCAGCUGGGAGAGCGGCAGCGAAAACAACGGGGACGAGGAGGACGAGACUGACGCAUUGCUGUCGACUUCCAUAAGCUUUUCGAACGACACUUUACCCGAAUACUACCGCACCACCACGAGAUACCCACCGGACAAUCAGGCGACGAAGGAAAAGCAAAAAUCCCCUCAAGACGAGGACAACGACACCGACGAGAACAGAAUCAAGAGGCUGAGGCGCUACACCAGCAGGGGCCGAGAGGAGGCGGCGGACGCGGCGGGGGAGAAGAGGAGCGGCGUGGUGAUGGGGGAGAGCGUGGCGGUGGUGAAGAGAUCGGAGAAUCCGCUGGAGGACUUCAAGAGGUCGAUGGCGGAGAUGAUAGCGGAGAAGCGGAUGUUCGGGGCCGGGGACCUGGAGCAGCUCCUGCAAUGCUUCCUGUCGCUCAACUCGCGGCAGUACCACGGGGUCAUCGUGGAGGCGUUCGCCGAGAUAUGGCAGGUCUUGUUCUUCGAUUCACGCGCCGACACCGAACGGCGUCGGUCCGGCUCCUCGUCGACCUCGGCUGUGGUUGAACGUUGUUAAAGAAGAAGAAGAAGGUCGAGAGCCUCUUCUUCUCUUCCUUGGGGAUUAAUUUAAUAUCAAUACUUUGGAUAUUUUCCUAGACUAUAGAAUACCGAUUGCUUUUUCAUUGGUGGAAGAAUUUAUAUGAUGGUGCUUGUUGUAAAUUUGAAGCAAUAAAACACCUCCUCUUUCUUUUUC
Molecule: messenger RNA, 1317 nt
Organism: Syzygium oleosum
Lineage: Eukaryota; Viridiplantae; Streptophyta; Magnoliopsida; Myrtales; Myrtaceae
Product: transcription repressor OFP7-like
Exons: 1
Coding region: 73-1140 (355 amino acids)
Biological process (GO): negative regulation of DNA-templated transcription
Source: RefSeq, a predicted model, not a curated record